GAGUGAGAGGGAGAGAGAGAGAGAGAGACCAAAAGAAAGAGUGGGCAGCCACUCUGCACUCUGGUGGUUCUUGUAGCAGCGUCACUGUUUGCCUGAUCUUCAAACAGUUCAACUGUGGAACUGUGGUUCAUGCAAGAAGACUCAGCGUUUAAGACUAAUUCCAGUGGACGUAUUCAAAUGGACACGGCUAGGUUUUCUCCUCCACUUUUCUUGGACUGAUAACAGCACUUCCACGCCACAAACUAAUAUCGCUUCAACUUUGUGAGCCUUUUGGAUUCCCCUUUUUGGAAGGAAAACAUGUUGUUUUGGUUUUCUGAAAGGACUUCGAGCCGUGCAGGACGAGACUUCUGAGGCGUGAAAUGUAAGCAAUGAACGGCAAAAAGAAAGAAACUCUUAAGAAACUUUUAUGUGAAAACGCCCUCACUUUGUGGGACUGAAUUGAGCCAGUAAAUAAUGGAUUUCAAUGAAAGCACUCCUACACCUCCCUCUGAGAGCGGAUCAGGCGCCCUGGGACUCUGGAUAUUGAUUGUAAUGUUAACCAUCAUACUGACCAUAGUGGUGGGAAACCUUCUGGUCAUCAUCGCUGUGGCGCGUACGGCACAGCUACAAACGACGACGAACAUCUUCAUUAUGUCCCUAGCCUGCGCUGAUCUCAUCAUGGGGGUCCUUGUGGUGCCUCUUGGGACCACUAUUGUGGUGACAGGUCGCUGGAUGCUAGAUAGGAAAAUGUGUGAACUCUGGACGUCUGUCGACGUGCUCUGCGUGACUGCGAGCAUUGAGACACUUUGUGUCAUAGCAGUAGACAGAUACAUAGCCAUUACAAGGCCGCUACGAUACAAGGUCCUACUCAGUAAGUGGCGAGCCCGAGUAAUAGUUUGUUCAGUUUGGGUAGUGUCUACCUUAAUUUCCUUUGUACCAAUUAUGCAAGAGUACUACAGAGACUCUGACCCAGAAGCAGAGAGGUGCUAUGCUAAUAACGAAUGCUGUGACUUUGUGACCAACAAGGGCUAUGCUAUUGCAUCUUCAACAGUGUCUUUUUACAUUCCGCUGCUCAUCAUGAUAUUUGUGUAUGCUAAAGUCUUUAAAAUAGCGAGACAGCAAGUCAAGCUCAUUGAUAAGAGUCGGAUGCGAUUCCAGAACGAGUGUCCAACAAUGCAGAUGCAAGUCGGCUCCCACUUUAACAACAUCCUGCCGUCGACGUGUACGAGCUCCAGCAACUGCAACAGCGCGGCGAGGACGAAGAGCACCAAGCGGAGGCCGUCGCGGCUGAUGCUCGUCAAAGAGCACAAGGCCCUUAAGACUUUGGGCAUCAUCAUGGGGACCUUCACUGUUUGCUGGCUGCCGUUCUUUGUAGCCAACAUCAUCAACGUGUUCAACAGAGAGGCCUCCAUAGGGUGGCUUUUCCGACUGUUAAACUGGCUGGGUUACAUCAACUCGGGUCUCAAUCCCAUCAUCUACUGCAGGAGUCCAGAGUUUCGUGCUGCUUUCAAGAACUUGUUGGGCUGCCCGUGGCUGUCCACCAUGUGGCUCAACGCUUUCUAUAAAGAGCUGCGGACUCGCUGCCCCUGCUUUCUAUGGCAAGCUGAGUCAGGCUCAGCUGGCUCUUUCCAAAAGACUUCAACCAGUAGAACGGAGGGCACGGAGAGCCUGGCCAGUACACACGAACACAGAAAAAGUGAGGAGGCUUCGCCUUGUCCUCUGCAGUCCAACGGCAGCACACCCUCUGGUGACUUUUCAGAACCAGAGGAGAAACUCUUUAUGUUGCAGGAAAAGGAUGGAUGAACCGUAAAAUGUCAAUCUACUGAAGCAAGCUACAUUCUCCAAGUUGUCACUGUGAUUCCUGCAAAGUCUGAGACCAAACGAUAGGGAAGCUAAAGAAAAGUACUGUACAAGCACCAAGUCACGGAAAACUCUUCUGAAGGAAGUUAAACCCAAGGACUGGACUGAAACAGCUGAUUUUGGACUCUGACUUUUGCUCUUGUCGAGGGACUGCAGAUCAGACCUUCGCAGACAUUAGGUGACACCACAGAGAGACCACCCAGUGUCGUCUGCAUACUGUUUGCAAAAGAUUUUGUUCCUGAUAACAAUUUUAAAUGCAUUCCAGUAAACGUUUGGACACUGCGUAUAUGGCCUGUGGUCAAAAGCAUAAAUUUAAAGUGAUUUUGUACAGUAUAUUAUAUGGUAAGUUAUGUAUUUAUGAUACACUGAAUCUGUAGCAAGAUACAAAUGCUGUCUAAAGCAUACAUGUGGCAAGGCUGUCUUCACUGUAGAAGCAUUUUCAUCACCUUUCAGUGUGAUAUCAACUAAACCGGUGAGCUGGUCGUUGAUAUACUCUCAUGUUUGUUUAAAAUCUUAAUGUUUAGAGCCUGGGCUCUGUAUCCGCACAAUAGUUAUGUUGCUUAAAACCCCUGAUCUAUGUUAAAUUAUACCAUGGCUGUGGAAAUAACACAAUUCUGGUUUAACCAUCAGUAUAUAUGAUGUUGUACAAGGUACAGUAUUAUAACACUGCUGGAAAACAGUAGUAAAAUAACGAAAAAAGUCUGCUAUCGACUAACAUUGCUAGCAAACUCUCUGCCUGUUUUCCUUGACGAGUAGCCAUGGUGUAAGCUCAGUAACACGUUCUGAAACGUUCAAAUACGGAAAAAUGAUGGACUCGAUCGAGGAAACUCUGCCUCCACUUCAUCCGUUGUUUUGCUGUAUGGAAACACAUUGAGUUGUUUCAUUACUUACGAAACAACAUCUGCUGCAUUGAAAAAUAAAAUAUUCUACAGUGUGACGAACUGA
Messenger RNA from Mugil cephalus (flathead mullet), 2784 nucleotides. It is a transcript of the gene adrb3a, whose product is annotated as adrenoceptor beta 3a. The record is from RefSeq and is a predicted model, not a curated record. Gene Ontology annotation, biological process: adenylate cyclase-activating adrenergic receptor signaling pathway; norepinephrine-epinephrine-mediated vasodilation involved in regulation of systemic arterial blood pressure. The transcript has 2 exons. Gene Ontology annotation, molecular function: norepinephrine binding; beta3-adrenergic receptor activity; epinephrine binding. NCBI's taxonomy places the organism in Eukaryota, Metazoa, Chordata, Actinopteri, Mugiliformes, Mugilidae. Gene Ontology annotation, cellular component: membrane. Bases 454 to 1782 code for a protein of 442 amino acids.